Lachnellula hyalina is the source of this 207-nucleotide messenger RNA. RefSeq names its product 3-isopropylmalate dehydrogenase. NCBI's taxonomy places the organism in Eukaryota, Fungi, Ascomycota, Leotiomycetes, Helotiales, Lachnaceae. The record is from RefSeq and is a predicted model, not a curated record. Bases 1 to 207 code for a protein of 68 amino acids. The transcript is spliced from 2 exons.
AUGUUGAGAUAUUCGUUCGGCCUUGUGUCAGAAGCUGAAGCGAUUGACCGAGCCGUCAAGAAGGUCCUCGAUGGCAAGAAUAUAGGGGGAUUGGAAAUCAGAACGCGCGACCUAGGCGGCACGGCUGGGACUGUCGAGAUGGGGAAGGUGGUUAGGGAGGUUCUCCACAGUAUCUUGCAGCGAAGCUCCCCAGGAGAGGCACAGUAG